UUUUAAUGUUGGUAGUUCCCGUUCCGUUACCAUGGUAGCUGCCUAGUUGUUAUGUCAAUAAUGUUAACCUAACUCCUUAGAUUUAAUUGAUUUUUUAAAAUACAAACAAAUCUUCUAGAAUGAAUUGGGAUGAAGACAUAGACUUACUUCCAAAUAAAAAAUCUGCUACUAAACAUGGAAGACGAGCGAGCAAUGCUCCUGGAAGUCCAGAAGAUCAGCCAGAAAGUUCUAAAAAGACAACUCCACCAGAAGUGCCUAUAAGAACUAGAAAAACUGGGGGAUGGGCCGAUGAAGGCGUUAAAUCUGCAAAGGUAAAAGGAUCAAAUAUAAUUGAACAAGAACGUUUUCAAAAUGAGAAACCACAAGAAUCUGAAGAUGAUAUUCCAGUAAUACCUGAUAUUGACGACAUCGCUGAUGAUCUACUCAAUUUGCCUGAUGUAAAGGUUCCUAAUAUAACGGUAAAAGAAUCAACUUAUAAAGAAUUAGAUAGUCAGUUUGAGACUGGACAACCAAAUUUUGGAAAUAUUGGUGAUAUAGACUUGUCUAUUUUAACAACUAGACUUUAUUCAGAGAAAGAUGUUCAAAGAUGUACUGAAGUAUGGACUAUGGAAUCAUUGUAUCAAGACCUUGCAAAACAGUGAUUAUCAUGAAAGAGAUUUAAUUAAAUUUUUACUGGUUUAGUAAUUAAAGAGAUUCAAUUGGAUUUAUGCACCAUGAAUUGUUUUUAUCCAGAAAUGCAAUUUUUAAUAAAAAAAAAUUGUUUUU
Molecule: messenger RNA, 765 nt
Organism: Tribolium madens (black flour beetle)
Lineage: Eukaryota; Metazoa; Arthropoda; Insecta; Coleoptera; Tenebrionidae
Gene: IFT43
Product: intraflagellar transport protein 43 homolog
Exons: 5
Coding region: 120-641 (173 amino acids)
Biological process (GO): intraciliary retrograde transport
Cellular component (GO): intraciliary transport particle A; cilium
Source: RefSeq, a predicted model, not a curated record